This is a messenger RNA of Salarias fasciatus (jewelled blenny), 2193 nucleotides long. Its product is annotated as DNA-directed primase/polymerase protein-like. Lineage: Eukaryota; Metazoa; Chordata; Actinopteri; Blenniiformes; Blenniidae. The record is from RefSeq and is a predicted model, not a curated record. The coding region runs from base 149 to 1831 and encodes 560 amino acids. Gene Ontology annotation, biological process: error-prone translesion synthesis; replication fork processing; response to UV. Gene Ontology annotation, molecular function: DNA-directed DNA polymerase activity; chromatin binding. The transcript has 13 exons. Gene Ontology annotation, cellular component: mitochondrial matrix; nucleus.
UACACCGAGGGCAAAAGACAGAAGGCGGACUUUAAUCUACUGCAUUAAACCGUUUAUUUACAGGUGGAGAAGGAUAACCAUUGAUGAUUCUUCCCCUCUGCGUGGAUACAGUAACUGUUGACUACUGGUGGUCAGUAAACACUUGAGGAUGAGGAAGUGGGGAGACCGGCUCCAGAAAGUGGAGCAGCUUGCUCAGUCGUUCCAUCAAAAUCCUCUAACGUCACGCUACAAACCUCGACUGUGGCCCUGCCAGCCUUCCUCUGUCUGGAAACUCUUCCCUCGCCAAAGCACUGCGAUCAGCUUUGCUCAGAGCUGCAAAGAAGUUGUACAUGUGUUUGCACUUGAGAAGGAAAAUGCAUCCCAUGGCCAGAGGAUCUAUCUGGUGACCAGUUACAGUGAGCUGUGGCACUACUACAGGACUUUCUCUCAGUCCUUGAUGCACUGCUAUGAGGUGAUCCCAGAGGGAGCUGUCUGUAAGCUUUACUUUGACUUGGAGUUCCACAAACCUUCAAACAAAGACCGUGAUGGUCGAGCGAUGGUGUCUAUGCUCAUCCAGUAUGUCUGUGAUAAGUUACUGGAGGUUUAUGGCGUUGAAUGCUCUGUGAAAAAUGUCCUCAACCUGGACUCCAGCACAGAAGAGAAGUUCAGUCGGCAUCUUAUUUUUAGUCUCCAAAAUGCCGCUUUUAAAGACAACAUACAUGUGGGACGGUUCAUCCAUGCUAUUCUGAAGCCCGUCCUAAACAAAGAUAAAAAUGGGAGUAACCUGGACCAUGGGCUGAAUUCAGAGGCGGAAAACACUGCAGAAGGGUUAGUUUUAUACACAAACCACUUGAUUUUCCUGUUAUCACUUUUCAUGUUGUCUUAUUGUGCUGAUGGCAGGAGACACGCUGUCCCUGAGAGGAAGCCAGCACAGGCAGGUGGGAUGACUGAGAGUCCACAGAUGAAGAGGCGUAAACAGGAAGACCUCAGCUUCCUGCAGGUGAAAAACAAGGACGGCCGGGACUGUCUAUUUGUAGACCUUGGUGUUUACACCAAGAACAGAAAUUUCCGACUGUACAAGUCAUCAAAAGUUGGGAAGACUGCCGCUUUCACCGUCGCAGAAGACAACCAGUUUGUUGGUAAAGCGGAGAAGGGAACGUCCCCAGAGGAGAGCGUGUUUCUGGCGUCGCUGGUGUGUAAUGUGAGUUUCACAGGUCAGAGAAUUCUUACUUGGGACGUCGCAGAAGAAAAUGAGCCCAAAGGCAAAAUGAAUCAUCACCAGCAAGGAUCGGCUUCACAUUCAGACACAUUUUCAGGGUGGCUGUCGUCACCUCACCAGGAACUCGACGAGUUUGUCCUGACAGUUGUCCGAAAGGACGGCAUCCAAGGAACCAUCAGACGAUGGAAUUACUUUCCUGCAGAACAGCUUCUGGUCUACGACAUCGCCAAAUACCGCUGGUGUGAGAACGUGGGCAGAUUUCAUAAAAGCAACAACAUCAUGAUUGUUGUGGAUUUAAGGGAGGAAGUCUGGUAUCAGAAGUGUCACGAUCCCGAAUGCAGGAACUUCAGGUCCUCCAGCUACCCGCUGCCGCAGGAGAUCUGCGUCAGCUACAUCUUGUCACUGGACGAAGAGGACCAGGCGUAUUUAAUGGACGACGCUGGCAACAUUGAACCCAGCCAGACGCCAAACCAGGCCAAGCAGAGGACAGCGGAGUCAGAGAAAACUCCCAACGUGUGGGGCAACGAGCCGGACGACCAGGAGUAUCUGGAAAGUCUGAAUGACUUUGAGAAGAGCGACGGGGAGAUCUCGGAUCAGCUGCUGCUCUCAUGCAUGGCAGACUUUGAUUCUUAGGAAGAGAUUGAUGUUACUUUACUGUACAAAAAAUGGAUAACUUUUUAAGCAGGAUAAAAACAUGUAAAUUGUUUCUGAACCACUGUUAAUUGAGUGAUAAUAGACUAAUAUUGCACAAUAUUUCUCAUGUAAAAUGAUGGAUUUGGUAGUUUGCUGUGCAGCUUGUUCUUGCCCUUUUCUAACAUGUUUAAAUGCUGGUAUCAUAAAUGACUGCGCCUCAGCAAAAACAGUCUAUUAAUGCACUUUAACAUCUAAAAAAUUAAAACUGAACAUCUGUUUUGUAAGUUUUUUUUUUUUAUUACAAUUGACAAAACACAGAUGCUUUAAUAUAACAUUGCUUCAACACAAAAUGCACUUCCAUC